Fusarium graminearum PH-1 is the source of this 300-nucleotide messenger RNA. RefSeq lists its product as uncharacterized. Bases 1 to 300 code for a protein of 99 amino acids. The transcript has a single exon. The record is from RefSeq and is a predicted model, not a curated record. Lineage: Eukaryota; Fungi; Ascomycota; Sordariomycetes; Hypocreales; Nectriaceae.
AUGAGCCACCCGAGUCUUGUCCGUCACUGGAGGCCUUCGGGAGCAUUCUUGAUAGCCUCAUACGACAUCCAAAGGGGCCAGGAAUCAGCCCAGGAGGGGUACCAAGUGUCUCAAAGGGGCAUGCGGGACUGCAUCGUCAGUAGUAGCUUCAGCAGUGGGAGUGGUGACAGUGACAGCGUUGACAAGGCGCGGUGGGAGGGAGGAAGAGGUGAUGGCGGCGUCGGCCCAGGUCUUAUCCAUUACGGGCUCCCGAUCACUUUGGAAGAACGACAAGCCCGCAAGCAUUGCCAACAACACUGA